This is a messenger RNA of Drosophila ficusphila, 9437 nucleotides long. RefSeq names its product Down syndrome cell adhesion molecule-like protein Dscam2 (gene Dscam1). NCBI's taxonomy places the organism in Eukaryota, Metazoa, Arthropoda, Insecta, Diptera, Drosophilidae. The transcript is spliced from 24 exons. Gene Ontology annotation, cellular component: plasma membrane; axon. The record is from RefSeq and is a predicted model, not a curated record. Bases 537 to 6680 code for a protein of 2047 amino acids. Gene Ontology annotation, biological process: dendrite self-avoidance; axon guidance; homophilic cell-cell adhesion. Gene Ontology annotation, molecular function: cell-cell adhesion mediator activity.
GACCGUCGAGCGAUCGAGAACCGGAUUCAGCGUAAGUCGGUGAAUCGCGAGAGCGUGCGUUUGAUUGUGUGUGCGUGUGAGCGUUGUUUUGGGACACGGAUACGGAUAUACGGCAGCGGUUCGCGAUUAAAACCCCCCCGCGCGCCCGCCAACCGGUUGCAGUGGUUGUUGUGCACCUUCUGAAUAAAAAGUGAAUAAUAGUAUGCAAACUAUCUAAAAGAUAGCGAAGAGCAGAGCAAUAGGUAUUUGUGUUUGUGUGUGCGGUGCUUUUGUGCGGAGUCGCCACCCCUGUGGAUUAGUGGCACCCUGCUGCAAAUUGCCCACCACUCUCACUGUGUGUGUUUGUGUGUGUUAACAACAAUUAACGACGUAUUAAACUAUCAAUUUGGCCAUCAAAACAAGCUUAAACGAUAAUUCGCGUGUGCCAACCGAAGCGAAGGGUGCUUUCCAGUGAAUUUUUGCGUAAAAUCGAUAAACAGAUAGACCCCCUACUGCCAACUCCACACAACCCGCUCGGCGGAAACAAGGCAUCCAGAAUGAAUAUGCCCAACGAACGCCUCAAAUGGCUAAUGCUGUACGCAGCUGUUGCCCUCAUUGCUUGUGGUAGUCAGACCCUUGCUGCCAAUCCCCCAGAUGCCGACCAGAAAGGACCAGUAUUUCUUAAGGAACCCACCAACCGCAUUGACUUCUCCAACUCCACCGGCGCAGAGAUCGAGUGCAAGGCCAGUGGCAACCCGAUGCCCGAGAUUAUCUGGAUCCGCAGCGACGGCACCGCCGUGGGAGAUGUUCCCGGACUACGUCAGAUCUCAUCCGACGGCAAGCUGGUCUUCCCGCCGUUCCGCGCCGAGGAUUACCGCCAGGAGGUCCACGCCCAGGUGUACGCCUGUCUGGCCCGCAACCAAUUCGGAUCCAUCAUCUCCCGGGACGUGCACGUGCGAGCCGUUGUCCACCAGUUCUACCAGACACGUGUCAUCGAUGAGUUUGUGCUCCGUGGCAACUCUGCCACUUUAAAGUGCCUGGUGCCUUCGUUCGUGGCAGAUUUCAUCGAUGUAGAGGGCUGGAUUGACGAGGAGGGCGUUGAGAUACUCAGGCCCCUUCCAGACGACUCCAUGGAUGGAAAAUAUCUGGUGCUGCCCUCUGGAGAAUUGCACAUCCGUGAAGUUGGACCCGAGGAUGGAUACAAAAGCUACCAGUGCCGAACCAAACAUCGUCUGACAGGAGAAACACGAUUAAGUGCCACGAAAGGACGUUUGGUUAUCACAGAGCCUGUCGGCAGUGUCAGUCCCCAGCUAAAUGGCAAUGGCAAUCAGGAGCACAUAACUCUCACUCGGGUUCCUACGAUGGGAAGUGUAACUCUGAUGUGCCCGGCUCAAGCCUACCCAGUGCCCUUUUUUAGAUGGUACAAGUUCAUCGAAGGAACAACCCGCAAGCAGGCUGUCGUAUUGAGUGAUCGUGUGAAGCAGGUUUCCGGCACUCUAAUCAUCAAGGACGCGGUUGUCGAGGACUCUGGCAAAUACCUGUGCGUGGUUAACAACUCUGUGGGAGGUGAAAGCGUUGAGACCGUGCUGACUGUAACUGCUCCGCUUUCCGCCAAGAUCGAUCCCCCCACCCAGACCGUUGACUUCGGACGUCCCGCCGUUUUCACUUGCCAGUACACCGGAAAUCCCAUCAAGACCGUGAGUUGGAUGAAGGACGGCAAGGCCAUCGGACACAGCGAACCUGUUCUGCGCAUCGAAUCCGUGAAGAAGGAGGAUAAGGGCAUGUACCAGUGCUUCGUGAGGAACGACCAGGAGUCGGCGGAGGCCAGUGCCGAGCUGAAGCUCGGAGGACGCUUCGACCCACCCGUCAUCCGACAGGCCUUCCAGGAAGAGACCAUGGAACCCGGCCCAAGUGUGUUCCUCAAGUGCGUCGCCGGUGGCAACCCCACUCCCGAAAUCUCCUGGGAGCUCGACGGAAAGAAGAUCGCCAACAACGAUCGCUACCAAGUGGGACAGUAUGUGACGGUCAACGGGGAUGUGGUUUCCUACCUGAACAUUACCUCAGUUCACGCCAACGACGGAGGUCUGUACAAGUGCAUUGCCAAGAGCAAAGUGGGCAUCGCUGAGCACUCGGCCAAGUUGAAUGUUUACGGACUACCCUACAUCCGUCAGAUGGAGAAGAAGGCGAUCGUGGCCGGCGAGACCCUCAUUGUCACCUGCCCCGUAGCUGGUUACCCCAUCGACUCGAUUGUUUGGGAGCGAGACAACCGUGCCUUGCCCAUCAACCGCAAACAGAAGGUCUUCCCCAACGGAACUCUGAUCAUUGAGAAUGUGGAACGAAACUCAGACCAGGCGACCUACACCUGCGUGGCCAAGAACCAGGAAGGAUACUCCGCCCGCGGAUCACUGGAAGUGCAAGUCAUGGUUCCACCGCAGGUUGUACCCUUCGACUUCGGAGAGGAGACCAUCAACAUGAAUGACAUGGUCUCUGCCACAUGCACAGUGAACAAGGGUGACACUCCACUGGAGCUGUACUGGACCACAGCUCCGGAUCCCACGACGGGCGUGGGUCGUCUGAUGUCCAACGACGGCAUCCUGAUCACCAAGACGACGCAGCGCAUCAGCAUGCUGAGCAUCGAGUCCGUGCACGCCCGUCAUCGGGCCAACUACACAUGUGUCGCUAGGAAUGCUGCCGGGGUCAUUUACCACACAGCGGAGUUGAGGGUUAACGUACCACCCAGAUGGAUUCUCGAGCCUACCGAUAAAGCUUUCGCCCAGGGAUCUGAUGCCAAGGUUGAGUGCAAGGCCGAUGGCUUCCCCAAGCCCCAAGUUACAUGGAAGAAGGCAGUUGGUGAUACCCCCGGGGAGUACAAGGACCUGAAGAAGAGUGACAACAUUCGCGUGGAAGAGGGCACUUUGCACGUUGACAACAUCCAAAAGACAAAUGAAGGUUACUACCUCUGCGAGGCAAUCAAUGGAAUAGGCUCCGGACUCUCUGCAGUGAUCAUGAUCAGCGUUCAGGCUCCUCCAGAAUUCACUGAAAAGCUGCGCAACCAGACCGCCCGACGAGGUGAGCCCGCUGUUUUGCAGUGCGAGGCGAAGGGCGAGAAGCCCAUUGGCAUCUUGUGGAACAUGAACAACAUGCGACUGGACCCCAAGAACGACAACCGCUACACCAUCCGCGAGGAGAUCCUGUCCACCGGAGUCAUGUCGAGUUUGUCGAUCAAGCGCACCGAGAGAUCCGACUCAGCCCUCUUCACCUGCGUGGCCACCAAUGCCUUCGGAUCAGACGACGCCAGCAUCAACAUGAUUGUCCAGGAAGUUCCCGAGAUGCCCUACGCCCUGAAAGUGCUCGACAAGUCCGGACGGUCCGUGCAGCUGAGCUGGGCCCAACCCUACGACGGCAACUCCCCUCUGGACAGGUACAUCAUUGAGUUCAAGCGAUCCCGCGCAUCCUGGAGCGAAAUCGAUCGCGUCAUCGUUCCCGGACACACCACCGAAGCCCAAGUGCAGAAGCUCAGCCCCGCCACAACCUAUAACAUUCGCAUCGUGGCCGAGAACGCGAUUGGAACGUCGCAGUCCUCCGAAGCGGUGACCAUCAUCACAGCCGAAGAAGCGCCCUCCGGCAAACCCCAAAAUAUCAAAGUGGAACCCGUGAACCAGACCACCAUGCGCGUCACCUGGAAGCCACCACCACGCACCGAGUGGAACGGAGAGAUCCUUGGCUACUACGUCGGCUACAAGCUCUCCAACACUAACUCGUCGUACGUCUUUGAAACGAUCAACUUCAUCACCGAGGAGGGCAAGGAACAUAACCUGGAACUGCAGAACCUGCGCGUAUACACCCAGUACUCAGUGGUCAUUCAGGCCUUCAACAAGAUCGGAGCCGGUCCCUUGAGCGAGGAGGAGAAGCAGUUCACCGCCGAGGGAACCCCCAGCCAACCGCCCAGCGAUACCGCCUGCACCACCCUGACCUCGCAGACCAUCCGUGUCGGGUGGGUGAGCCCUCCCCUGGAAUCCGCGAACGGAGUGAUCAAGACCUACAAGGUUGUCUAUGCCCCCAGCGACGAGUGGUAUGAUGAGACUAAGCGACACUACAAGAAGACUGCCUCCUCCGACACCGUUCUCCAUGGACUGAAGAAGUACACCAACUACACAAUGCAGGUUUUGGCCACAACAGCCGGAGGCGAUGGCGUCCGCAGCGUUCCUAUUCACUGCCAAACCGAACCUGAUGUUCCCGAGGCACCCACCGAUGUCAAGGCCCUGGUAAUGGGUAAUGCUGCCAUCCUGGUUUCCUGGCGGCCACCAGCACAGCCCAACGGCAUCAUCACCCAGUACACCGUGUACUCAAAGGCCGAAGGUGCUGAGACUGAGACAAAGACCCAGAAGGUUCCCCACUACCAGAUGAGCUUCGAGGCCACCGAGCUGGAGAAGAACAAGCCGUACGAGUUCUGGGUGACAGCCAGCACAACCAUUGGCGAGGGCCAGCAGUCCAAGAGCAUUGUGGCCAUGCCCAGCGACCAGGUUCCAGCCAAGAUCGCCUCCUUCGACGACACCUUCACUGCCACCUUCAAGGAGGACGCCAAGAUGCCCUGCCUGGCCGUCGGAGCCCCCCAACCGGAGAUCACCUGGAAGAUCAAGGGCGUCGAGUUCAGUGCCAAUGACCGAAUGCGUGUCCUGCCCGACGGAUCCCUGCUCAUCAAAUCGGUGAACCGCCAGGAUGCCGGAGACUACUCCUGCCACGCCGAGAACUCUAUUGCAAAGGACUCGAUCACCCACAAACUGAUUGUCUUGGCUCCACCCCAAUCUCCCCACGUCACCCUCUCGGCCACGACCACAGAUGCUCUCACUGUUAAGCUAAAGCCCCAUGAAGGAGACACUGCCCCUCUGCACGGAUACACCCUGCACUACAAGCCAGAAUUCGGAGAAUGGGAAACCUCGGAAGUUUCCGUCGACUCACAGAAGCACAAUAUUGAGAAUUUGUUGUGCGGUUCCCGCUAUCAAGUCUAUGCUACCGGAUUUAAUAAUAUUGGCGCUGGCGAGGCUUCGGACAUUUUGAAUACCCGAACCAAAGGCCAGAAGCCCAAGCUGCCCGAGAAGCCACGCUUCAUUGAGGUCUCCUCCAACUCGGUUUCGCUGCACUUCAAGGCCUGGAAAGAUGGUGGAUGCCCCAUGUCGCACUUUGUGGUUGAGAGCAAGAAACGUGACCAAAUUGAAUGGAAUCAGAUCUCAAACAACGUUAAGCCCGACAACAACUACGUGGUUCUGGACCUGGAGCCCGCCACCUGGUACAAUCUCCGCAUCACUGCCCACAAUUCAGCUGGUUUCACCGUUGCCGAAUACGACUUUGCCACCCUGACCGUGACCGGAGGCACCAUUGCCCCACUGGACGAUGGAUCCGGUCACGGAAACGUGCACACCCGGAUCCGCCUGCCCGCCUGGAUGCCCGAGUGGCUCGACCUCAACUUCAUGGUGCCCCUGAUCGCCACUGUGGUGGUGGUUGCGGUGGGCAUCUGUGUGGUGUGUGUGGCACUCUCCCGGAGACGAGCGGACGACAUGCGCGGCGGCCAGAAGGAUGUGUACUACGAUGUAGUUUACAAUCAGACAAUGGGACCUGGCGCCACCUUGGACAAGCGCCGUCCGGACCUGCGGGAUGAGCUCGGCUACAUCGCACCCCCCAACCGGAAGCUGCCCCCCGUCCCGGGAUCCAACUACAACACCUGCGACAGGAUUAAGCGAGGUACAGUCAUAAGCCGCGGUGGUCUGCGUUCGAACCACUCGACCUGGGAUCCCCGACGUAAUCCCAAUCUCUACGAGGAGCUGAAGGCCCCACCAGUGCCGAUGCACGGCAACCAUUAUGGCCACGCCCACGGCAAUGCCGAGUGCCAUUACAGGCAUCCAGGCAUGGAAGACGAGAUCUGCCCCUAUGCCACGUUCCACCUGCUCGGCUUCCGCGAGGAAAUGGACCCCACCAAGGCCAUGAACUUCCAGACCUUCCCGCACCAGAACGGACACGCAGGCCCAGUUCCCGGACACGCGGGCACCAUGCUCCCGCCAGGACACCCAGGACACGUCCACUCCCGCUCCGGAUCGCAGUCGAUGCCACGUGCCAAUCGCUAUCAGCGCAAGAACAGCCAGGGUGGACAGUCCUCCAUCUACACGCCUGCUCCCGAGUACGAUGAUCCCGCCAACUGCGCUGAGGAGGAUCAAUAUCGCCGAUACACCCGCGUCAACUCGCAAGGCGGCAGCCUUUACUCCGGACCCGGACCCGAGUACGAUGAUCCCGCCAACUGCGCUCCGGAGGAGGAUCAGUACGGCUCCCAGUACGGAGGUCCCUACGGACAGCCCUACGACCACUACGGUUCUCGAGGUUCCAUGGGACGACGCAGCAUCGGCUCUGCUCGCAAUCCUGGCAACGGAUCGCCCGAGCCUCCACCACCACCACCACGUAACCAUGAUAUGAGCAACUCCUCAUUCAACGACUCCAAGGAGAGCAACGAGAUCUCAGAGGCAGAGUGCGAUCGCGACCAUGGACCACGCGGAAACUAUGGCGCAGUGAAGCGGUCCCCACAACCGAAAGAUCAGCGCACCACCGAAGAAAUGCGUAAACUGAUUGAAAGAAACGAAACCGGCCCAAAACAACUCCAACUCCAACAAACAAAUGGCGCAGGAUUCACAGCCUACGAUACUAUGGCAGUGUAAUUUGUAAGCCCCCUCCUUCGGCGAUGGGCGUGGCAUUUUAGCUUAGUGUUUUAAGUGCUGGAGGUGCGUGGAAGUUGAAUGACACACAAGAUCGUACACAGACAGAUCAUCCACACACAGGAAGAAAGGGGGAGUUAUAUACCGCAUAUACACAUACAAUUAUUCAACUACUUCAAGUAAUUAUAACGCAAAAGGAAAAGAAUGCAAAUUUCAAGAAAAAUAUUUAUAUUGUCUAUGCAAGCAGCAAACCAAACAUACAUAAAAUAUAUAAAUACGUUCAUAUAUGAAUAACUACUAUAAGUGUGUGCAGAAAAUACUAAAGGAAAUUACUAAAGGUUAUACGACAGAUAAAACACCCAAGAAAAACGAGAAAAGAAUCGCAAAAAACAUACUGAUGUAUUCGCGAACGGAUAUUUGAAUCUAAUUUCUGAUAAUGUAUUUUAGUUUUAAGCGGUGUUUACCGAAAUAUCAGAGGAACAGUAACUAAGACGAAUUCUUGUGUGUAAAGAAUGAUUGAUUUCGAAUCUGUUUGUGUAAACUUUUGCCAUCUAUGCCAGGAGCAGCAAACUCAUCCUUUGCCUAGCCUAAGUCAAAGUCAUAAUAUUAACUCGAUAUAUUUAGUCAUAACAUAAAAGAAUUGUAUACUUCUCCUAUACAUUUUGUACUUUGUAUGGACAGCGCACAUUUGGAUUUUCGUUUGCGUUUUGCGUUGACUUGUGAUGAUUGUUAAUUUGUAGAACUUUGUAAGUCAGUAAUUGUAUUCUGUGUUCGCUUUAUUCUUUAUUUAUAGACACGCAACUGUCUUAUUUAAACUUAAUUUUAAUUUCUAUUUCGAAAAUGCGCUUCCAACAGAACAAAUCGAAAGCUGUUCAAUGCACAAAUCGCAGCCACAACAUUUGAAUGUAUUAUACAAGAGCCCCAGGACUCUCAAGUCCCACACUGAUACACACUUGCACGAUUUAUUUAAACCAAUUCUGAUAUAUACCGUUUUGAACAUGAGUAAUACGCAUUUGAAGCUUUAAGAAAACGAAAUUGUUUACUUCACUUUAUUUGAUCUACUUUAAGUUUUUAGUUCGUAAGUUUUUAAAUAUAUGAUUUUGAUUUUAUUUAAAACAUCUUGCGUUUUGUUUUCGUUUUUUUUGUUUUCGUUUAAUCAAUUGGUUUUGGGUUCCGCCCAUUGCGCCCAGAAAAUCCUUGGAGAUACCACCAACACUACAAAGACUGACUAAUGCAAGCUGAAUCGAAAUCGGAUCAACCCAAGUUUUGCAGAGUGAGGCCAAUAUGCAGGAGUGACAAGAAUAUCCAGUAUUUUGCUCAACAAAUAGAAAUAGCGAAGCAUUUCCGAAGCAGCUCCUUGAGGCUUCAGCAGGGCACUGCCAUGGGAUCACAAUUAUAUUUUGAUCCUCGACCUUGGGCACAUCAUUUACUGCAUUUAACUAAUGGAAAACAAAAGCACCUUUAGAGUUUUUUGUUAGAUUUAUGAUUUUAUUCCACUCUCUUUAGUUCAAGCUAACCUAUCCAAACAAAUAAUCACUCCUAUCUAGACUAUACAGUUUUAUAUAGAUAUAUAUACGUAUAUAUAAAUGUAGUGUUGUGAGAAAACUAAGAUUGCUUACCUAUAUGAGUGUACUACAAAUUUUCAUGGCGAACGAACUACAAAUAUUAAGUAGUGUAUAGUAAAGGAAACGGCAUUUAAUCAAUAAAAGGAAAGGAAAUGGAAACACCUACAAAUUUUCAAGUAAUUAAAAUAGCAAGCAAUACUCUAGAGUCAAAAUAACGUUGGAUUUCAGAAAUUGUAACGAACAAAACAGAUUUUAAUUACCCUUAUGAUAAUUAUAAACUUUUCGGCAAAUCAAAAUCAAAACAAAAAACUUUUGGCAUUCAAAAAAAAAAGAAACGAAUAACUAAACAAGCGGUUUGAAAAUUAAAUAACUUAGGAUAAAUACAAUAUUAUCGACACAGCAUAAUCCAUUUUCAUACUAAUAUAUUAUGCAUGAAUAUUCAACUCAAGCAGAUUCCAAAGCUUUUUGAGUUGCUUCAUUGUCAAAGGAUUAUGACGAAAUUUCACUUUUGCAUUUAUUGAACGUCGCUACAUACUUGUAAUUAUUUAAGCGAUAAGCGUACAUGCAUAUACAAACAUAUACAGCUAAUUUUUUACCUAACUUUACAUAAAACGCAUUAAUCAAAAUUUAACUCCCGAAAAAACAUUAAUAAGUGGGUCAGACACCACCACACACUCGUACACAAAAGGACAUUCAACUUCAACGCACGUCAGGCUCGAAAUCGAGAGAAACUAAGCACGAUCAGCACACAUUUGAAUUCUGUAACCAAAUGGGUCAAGCAGUUUAAAACGCAUUUAUACUAAUCACUCGCUCCUUCUUAGCAGAACGAAUAUUAUACGAAAUUAAGAGAGAAUCAAUACCCAAGUGGAAACAUUCGUAAUCAUUAAGCGCGGCAUUAUAUGGUAAACCCCAAAUUGAAUACUACAAAUAUGUGUAUUACUAAUUACAAUUACGAAAGCAAGCAUAUAUUACCUAUAUUAAAUAUUGAAUGUAUUGAAUUGACAAGCAUCGGCAUGCUGGGUGGAGCCAUCUUUCCAUGUGGAACCAAUUGGUAAUCCUCACCCAAAACUCGAUCACAUUGCAUGCCCGACAAGCAAAAGAAAACAUUUGUCAGUUUCCAGUUUCAGUGUCAUACAAGUCAAACAGAAACCAAUUAAAACUAAAUAAAUGCCAAUUUAUGUUGGAUAAAACCAAA